AUGGUUUUUGAUCAAGCUAGUCAUUUUUCUGAGAGAAGAAAGGUUGCGACAUUAGGCCGUAAUAGGCAUAUGCAAAGACUUAAUCUGAGCAAUGGCAGUAACCUGAACACUGGCAGUAAUCUGAACACUGUCAGUAAUCUGAACACUGACAGUAAUCUGAACACUGACAGUAAUCUGAACACUGACAGUAGUCUGAGCCAUGGCAGUAAUCUGAGCCAUGGCAGUAAUCUGAACACUGACAGUAAUCUGAACACUGACAGUAAUCUGAACACUGACAGUAAUCUGAACACUGACAGUAGUCUGAGCCAUGGCAGUAAUCUGAACGCUGGCAGUAAUCUGAACACUGACAGUAAUCUGAACGCUGGCAGUAACCUGAACACUGACAGUAAUCUGAACACUGGUAGUAAUCUGAACACUGACAGUAAUCUGAACGCUGGCAGUAACCUGAACACUGACAGUAAUCUGAACACUGGCAGUAAUCUGAACACUGACAGUAAUCUGAACACUGGCAGUAAUCUGAGCCAUGGCAGUAAUCUGAACACUGGCAGUAAUCUGAACCAUGGCAAUAGUCUGAACACUGGCAGUAAUCUGGACAUUGACAGUAAUCUUGACACUGGCGUAAUCUUACAGUACUAUUCAGUAAUCAGUAAUCCUGACCAUGGCUCUAAUCUUGACACUGGCAGUAACCUGAACACUGACAGUAGUCUGGACACUAACACUUGUCUGGACACUUAUAGUAAUCUGAACACUGACAGUAAUCUGAACACUUCCACUAAUCUGAACACUGGCAGUACUAUGGGCACUGGCAGUAACCUGAACACUGGCAGUAAUCUGAACACUGUCAGUAAUCUGAACACUGAAAGUAAUCUGGACACUGACAGUGAUCUGAACAGGGGGAGUAAUCUGAAAACAGACAAUAGUGUGGGCGCUGGCAGUAAUUUGAACUCUGGCAGUAAUCUGAACACUGACAGCAGUCUGGACACUGACACUUGUCUGGACACUGACAGUAAUCUGAACACUGCCACUAAUCUGAACACUGGCAGUAAUCUAAACACUGACAGUAUUAUGGGCACUGGCAGUAAACUGAACACAGGUUACGGUCAUUGUUAA
Messenger RNA from Liolophura sinensis, 1110 nucleotides. RefSeq lists its product as uncharacterized. Lineage: Eukaryota; Metazoa; Mollusca; Polyplacophora; Chitonida; Chitonidae. The transcript has 4 exons. The coding region runs from base 1 to 1110 and encodes 369 amino acids. The record is from RefSeq and is a predicted model, not a curated record.